UAUAUUAUCAUGUAUGCAUUAUACAUCAAUUCACAAAAUGAAACUUCUUCAUCGUCAUGAGUUUAUAUAUUCAGAUGAUGUUGUAAGUUAUUGAUCCGUUUCAAGGGGCCGUAUUAUAAACAGAUGAAGCUCGUUGUAUGGGCCGGGAUUUACGUACAUUAUUGAAGUCGAUAAUCUCUCAAUUCCGGGGCGCCGCCGGGUAUGCAGCUACCACUAGACUUGUACGUACGUAGAUUCGACCAGUUUCUUUGAUAUAUAAUUGCAGAUCAGCUGGAUAUAUCUCUUUCCUUCGAGCUUUCCUACUUUUCGUUCUUGUCAAGGACGGGUUUUACUAAGUCGUCUUUUUUUACCAACGAUCGAAGAUAAUCAAUUCAAGCAUCUGAAAUCUCUUGAAAUGAGUUUCUUCCACAAUUCGCCGCGCCAUCGGCGCGACAACGAUAUGGAGGCCGGACCAAGCCGCUCCGGUGUCGGCAUGAACGGUGGCGAUGAAUCGUCUUCGGAUCCUUUCGAUAUUACCAGCACCAAGAAUGCCUCAAUCGAGCGUCUCCGCCGCUGGAGGCAAGCGGCAUUCGUGUUAAAUGCCUCUCGUCGAUUUCGUUACACCUUGGACUUGAACAGGGAAGCAGAGAGGAAGCAAAGUAUAAGGACUUACAAAGCGCAUGUUCAAGCCAUACAAGCUGCAUAUCGUUUCAAGGCAGCUGGGGCAAAAAAAAAUGAAACGCUGAGACCACCUCCACCCCCCACUGGCGAUUUUGCAAUUGGACAAGAACAACUUGCUUUGUUAACAAGAAAUCACGAUGUUUUAGCUUUGCACCAGGAAUAUGGGGGGGUUAAUGGGCUAUCAAAUUUGUUAAAAACAAACUUAGAGAAGGGGAUUCAAGGAGAUGAUCCUGAUUUACUGAAGAGGAGUGCUGCAUUUGGAUCGAACAAAAUUCCUCUGAAAAAAGGGAGGAGUUUUUGGAUGUUUCUCUGGGAAUCUUGGCAAGACCUCACACUGAUUAUAUUGAUGAUAGCUGCGGUGGCCUCUUUGGUUCUGGGUAUAAAGACUGAGGGUAUCAAGGAAGGGUGGUAUGAUGGAGGAAGUAUAGCUUUUGCAGUUAUUCUUGUCAUUGUUGUUACAGCUAUAAGUGAUUACAAACAAUCUCUUCAGUUCCAAAAUUUAAAUCAGGAGAAAAGAAAUAUCCAUAUGGAGGUUAUUAGAGGUGGCAGAAGAAUUGAGAUAUCUAUAUAUGACAUUGUUGUUGGUGAUGUUGUACCUCUUAACAUUGGUAAUCAGGUCCCUGCCGAUGGAAUUUUAAUUUCUGGUCAUUCUCUCGCAGUUGAUGAAUCAAGUAUGACUGGAGAGAGCAAGAUUGCUCACAAGGAUUCCAGAAAUCCGUUUCUGAUGUCUGGCUGCAAAAUUGCAGAUGGUAGUGGCACCAUGCUGGUGACUAGUGUUGGGAUGAAUACUGAGUGGGGAUUGCUCAUGUCUAGUAUUUCAGAAGACACUGGUGAAGAGACACCAUUGCAGGUACGCCUAAAUGGGGUUGCAACUCUCAUUGGUAUAGUUGGACUUUCAGUAGCUGUCUCUGUCUUGAUUGUUCUUUUGGUCAGAUAUUUUACUGGCCAUACCAAAAACUCAGUUGGACAUCCUCAGUUUAUAGCAGGCAAAACAAAAGCUAGUGAUGCCAUUGAUGCUGCCAUUAAAAUUGCUACUGUUGCUGUCACCAUAGUAGUAGUUGCAGUACCCGAAGGGCUUCCCUUGGCUGUUACCUUAACCCUUGCCUAUUCCAUGAGAAAAAUGAUGGCAGACAAGGCCCUGGUGCGAAGGCUCUCUGCAUGUGAGACCAUGGGCUCUGCCACAACUAUUUGCAGUGAUAAGACCGGAACCUUAACUUUAAAUCAGAUGACUGUGGUUGAGGCUUAUGUUGGUGAGAAAAAAAUUGAUCCUUCUGAUAAGUCACAGUUUUCUCCCAUGCUUUCCACUUUACUUAUUGAAGGCAUUGCACAGAACACAACUGGCAGUGUGUAUAUGCCUGAGGGUGGUGGUGAAGUGGAGGUUUCUGGAUCGCCAACAGAAAAGGCCCUUCUUUUUUGGGGAGUCAAGCUGGGGAUGAAUUUCGAGGCUGUCAGAUCUGAAUCUUCAGUUAUUCAUGUCUUCCCAUUCAACUCAGAGAAAAAACGAGGUGGCAUUGCGCUUCAGCUGCCUGAUGGUCAAGUUCAUAUUCACUGGAAGGGGGCAGCUGAAAUAGUUUUGGCAUCAUGCACAAUGUAUAUUGAUGCAACUGAUCGGGUGGUAAUGAUGGAUGAAGAUAAGAUGAUGUUUUUUAAAAAUGCUAUUGAAAACAUGGCCACUGGUAGCUUGCGUUGUGUUGCCAUUGCAUAUAGAUCAUAUGAAUCAGAGGAGGUUCCAUCUGAUGAAGAACAACUAGCUCAGUGGGCGUUGCCUGAGAAUGAUCUUGUACUGCUGGCUAUUGUAGACAAUGUAAUGCAGGAUCCUUGUCGGCCCGGUGUCAAAGAUGCUGUGCGAUUAUGCCAAAAUGCUGGUGUUAAGGUGCGGAUGGUCACUGGUGAUAAUGUUCAAACUGCGAAAGCAAUUGCCUUGGAAUCUGGAAUACUGGGUUUGGAUGCAGAUGCUACCGAACCAAAUCUCAUUGAAGGAAAAACAUUUCGUGACUAUUCAGAUACCCAAAGAGAAGAAAUUGCAGAGAAGAUAUCUGUGAUGGGACGGUCGUCUCCCAAUGACAAGCUUUUGCUCGUGCAAGCAUUGAGAAGGAAAGGACAUGUAGUUGCUGUAACUGGGGAUGGCACUAAUGAUGCUCCUGCUCUACAUGAGGCAGACAUUGGUCUUGCAAUGGGUAUUGCUGGCACAGAGGUUGCUAAAGAGAGCUCCGAUAUCAUUAUCUUGGAUGACAAUUUUGCUUCUGUUGUGAAGGUUGUCAGGUGGGGCCGAUCUGUAUAUGCAAAUAUUCAGAAAUUCAUUCAGUUCCAACUUACAGUGAACGUAGCAGCUCUAAUUAUAAAUGUUGUGGCAGCUGUUUCCUCUGGUGAUGUCCCACUAAAUGCUGUCCAGCUUCUCUGGGUUAAUCUUAUCAUGGAUACUCUUGGAGCUCUAGCAUUGGCUACAGAACCACCAACUGAUCACCUGAUGCAGAGGCCACCAAUUGGUCGAAGAGAGUCUCUUAUAACAAAUAUCAUGUGGAGGAACUUGCUGAUACAGGCUCUAUAUCAAGUGACCAUCCUGCUUGUUCUCCAUUUCGGAGGUAGGAGUGUGCUGAAUUUGAAGGGUGACACAAUGGAGCAUGCCAACAAAGUGAAGAACACUUUAAUAUUCAAUUCCUUUGUUUUCUGUCAGGUUUUCAAUGAAUUUAAUGCUCGGAAGCCGGAUGAAUUUAAUGUAUUCAAAGGAAUUACUAAAAACUAUCUUUUUAUAGGAAUAGUUGGAUUAACGGUUGUGCUUCAGGUGAUUAUCAUUGAGUUUCUUGGGAAGUUUUCCUCAACAGUAAAGUUGAGCUGGUCAAAGUGGCUGAUCUCCAUUGUUAUUGGUUUUAUGAGGUCAGUUUGUUAUGUUGGCCCCUAGCUGUUAUUGGAAAACUGAUACCUGUACCAGAAACUCCCUUAAGUAAGUUUUUCCCAAGAUUCCAGCGACGAUGAAUGUCUCAAGGUUAAUGUUAGUUGAUAGAAUGCUUUAAGGAGUCUGAGCAAUGCCUCUUCCACUGAACCCAAAAAAGUGCAUCUCGCAAAAAUUCUCUUCUCCACCAUUUUUAUUGACCCUACCAAUUUCACACUAAAACGACGUAUGAAAUCUUUCUCAUCCUAAACAUAUUUUCAACCAGCUCCAGCUCUUUCACAAAACUCCCAGAACAACAAAUCUGCAAUAUUUUGUAACAAAUAAUAUAAAAUUGAAAACUUUUCACAUCCCAACAUGGCCUAAAAUUUUCAAGAAGGAAACAGCAAAGGAUGCGGCCCCAUAAUCAAAUGUAAGAUGUGAAGGCACAAAAAAGAGCAAGAAAAUUUGUAAUUUCUUGCGCAAGGAAAUGAGUCUUUUAUUGGGAAACCUGAUAAGAAAAGCAAGUGGGAUGGAUUCUGGAUCUUUUAUAAAUACCAUUGGAUGUCCCCAAUUGGAAUCAAUGCCCUACGAACUUGAGAAUAAUUUAAAGAAAAUGGUACUUCCAGAAGGCCAAGUUUUGGUUGUUCUGUCACAUUGAAGAGGUUGAAGCAAUUACAAGAAAAAAGAAAUAUAAGUCAAUUUCUGAUUCUGUAGAUGAUGCCAAGCAAUGCAGCUUGGAUGAUAAGCAAGGGGCAGUUAUAUCUAAAUUUAAGGAUGUGGAGUGGUGGGAGAUCCCUGAAACCAAUAGUUUUGGCACCACUCCAGAAAGGGGCGGUGUCAAAUCUAAAAUUUAGAUGAGGAUGGUUCAGUUCUGAAAGUUCACUUGCUGGAAUUUUGGAGGAUCUCAUAAAAGAGAAUUCAGAGAAUAUUGAGAUAAGAGAUGUAAAUGGAAACAGUUCUAAAAAGAAUGAAUGUAAGGAACCAGAUCAGAAUGUGGGUAACAACAGGGAAAAAAGGUCCCAAGAAAAUAAAUUUUCCAGGCUACCGACAGAAAUGCCCCCAAAGAACUGAAACUCAACAGAAGGUUUGGAAUCAUACGAGAGAAAUGAGCAACAAAUGAUGGUGAAUGCAUCACUUGGAAGUAAUGGGAGUGCUGUUAAGUUAGGUCAAGGUGAAAGUGGUCAAGUUAGUUCAGAAGAUUUUCUAAAGCCAUCUAACUGACAGAUUAAUGGGCAGGCAAAUGGAAACCUUGAGAAGCAAAUGGAGAGAAACCUGUCUUUGCGCAAUUGAAGAGGCAACGUGGUGGUUCUGUUGAGAUUCAUGAUAAUAUUCAUGUUGAUGGGUUAUUUUAUCACGACAAAGACUGUUGAUGCAUUUCGGCUGGUAAAAGCUAAUGAGAUGUGGUAUUCGCUGAUGCGAGGCUUAUAAAUGUAUUCUGGCGAAGGUGUGAUGAGCUGAAACUUCCUUGGAGGAAGACGAUGGAAAUUGGUGUUUUUAUUUUGCCCUGGGUCCAGUAAAUUGUUAUUGUCGCGGUUGGAGCACAGAUUGAGCUUUUUGUCACUGCAUGACCAAGUUGUCCACGCCGUUGCUGAUAAUUGCAGCACCCCUUCUGGAAGGCAGAUAUGCGAGGUGGAGGAGGUGGUGCAUGAAGAUGGCUAUGUUUAGCAUCUUCCUUGGAGAAAGACGAUCAAAUAUAAUUGUCAUUCAAAAUAAAAUGACAAUGGUUUGCUGGGGCCAAUGGUAUUUAACAUCCCAAAAUAAAAUGUGUCCCGACCGAAAAUAUGUGUCACAAGUACCCCCUCAUCUCGGCUGCUACUGAAGUCUUGCGUGCACGUUUAAAGUAGAUUGGAUUGUACUGGACUUCCGAGAUUUACCAUUUAGAUAUUAAAAGUAUAUCAAAUUAUCUA
Juglans microcarpa x Juglans regia is the source of this 5436-nucleotide messenger RNA. Its product is annotated as calcium-transporting ATPase 10, plasma membrane-type-like. Gene Ontology annotation, biological process: calcium ion transmembrane transport. Lineage: Eukaryota; Viridiplantae; Streptophyta; Magnoliopsida; Fagales; Juglandaceae. Gene Ontology annotation, cellular component: intracellular membrane-bounded organelle; membrane. The transcript is spliced from 39 exons. Gene Ontology annotation, molecular function: ATP hydrolysis activity; calmodulin binding; ATP binding. The record is from RefSeq and is a predicted model, not a curated record. Bases 395 to 3559 code for a protein of 1054 amino acids.